GCAGAGCUUGUGAAAGGAGACCCCUGUUACAUCAGAUCGAGCAAGACAGGAAGUUUACACAGAGCAAAACUAUUUGCUAGAAUUGGUUUUGAUCCUUACGAAAGUUGCCGUUAGUGUCGGAGAUGCUGCCAUCAGGAUUCUGUUGCACAAAGAGAAAGAUAUAGAAAUCUCUCUCUCACACGUGAAUUUCUUCCUUUUCCCAUCCCCUUGCCAGGAACGCCGGAAAAGGAUCCCAGGCUGAUUGGAGGCAUUAGGCUGUCAGUUUGAAUCCCAGUGAUUGAGAAGGAAAUGUGGAUAUUAACCAGCUAAUGGUGGAGGGAAAAGGAACUCGAGGAAAUAAACGCGAACUGGACCUUUCGCCAAGGCUCGCUUGUUCGGAAAGCCUCGGUCUUUCUGAUAGUUGCAGGACCUGGCCUAGGGCUAAGUUUCCUCUCUGAUACUUCUCUUGCACCUGGAGUGCUGGCCGGAAGGGAAGCUCCUGGACUUUAAUAGACAUGGAUCUUGGUUGAAGUCUCUAGGACAAAGCCUACAGCUAUCGAAAUCUCCUUGUCACCACUGCCUCUCCACCAAGGUUUGGGCUGCUUUCUUUCCAACUUCACAGAUCAUAAUUGAGAAAGGCAGAAACGCUCCAGAUGUCUUCCGGUAGAUACCAAGUUUCUAUCCCAAUGUCAAAAAUAAACACCAAUGGCCUCCCGGGGACCACCUCCAAUGACCUGAAGACGUUUACUGGAGGAGCUGUGUUAAGUUUUCAUAACAUCUGCUAUCGCGUAAAAGUGAAGAGUGGCUUUCUAUGUUGUCGGAAAACUGUUGAGAAAGAAAUACUAACGAAUAUCAAUGGGAUCAUGAAACCUGGCCUCAACGCCAUUCUGGGACCCACAGGGGGAGGCAAAUCUUCGUUGUUAGAUGUCUUAGCUGCAAGGAAAGAUCCACAUGGUUUAUCUGGAGAUGUUUUAAUCAACGGAGCACCUCGACCUGCCAAUUUUAAAUGUAACUCAGGUUAUGUGGUACAAGAUGAUGUCGUGAUGGGAACUCUGACAGUGAGAGAAAACUUACAGUUCUCAGCAGCUCUUCGGCUUCCAACAACUAUGACAAACCGGGAAAAAAAUGCACGAAUUAACAUGGUCAUUCAAGAGUUAGGUCUGGAUAAAGUGGCAGAUUCUAAGGUUGGAACUCAGUUUAUCCGUGGUGUGUCUGGAGGAGAAAGAAAAAGGACUAGUAUUGCCAUGGAGCUUAUUACUGAUCCAGCCAUCUUGUUCCUGGAUGAGCCCACAACUGGCUUAGACUCAAGCACAGCAAAUGCGGUCCUUUUGCUCCUGAAGAGGAUGUCUAAGCAAGGACGGACAAUCAUCUUCUCCAUUCAUCAGCCUCGCUACUCCAUCUUCAAGCUGUUUGACAGCCUCACCUUGCUGGCCUCAGGAAGACUCAUGUUCCACGGGCCUGCUCAGGAGGCCUUGGAGUACUUUGAAUCCAUCGGUUACCACUGUGAGCCCUAUAAUAACCCUGCAGACUUCUUCCUGGAUGUCAUUAAUGGAGACUCCUCUGCUGUGGUGCUAAACAGAGAGGACAGAGAUGAUGAAGCCGAGGAAACUGAAGCGCCUGCCAAGAAAGAUACCCCACUCAUAGAUAAAUUAGCUGAGUUUUAUGUCAACUCCUCCUUCUUCAGAGAAACCAAAGUUGAGUUAGAUCAGUUCUCAGUAGGUCCGAAAAAGAAGAAGAGUCUUGCCUACAAGGAGAUCACCUAUGCCACCUCCUUUUGUCAUCAGCUCAAGUGGAUUUCCAGGCGUUCUUUCAAAAACUUACUGGGUAAUCCUCAGGCUUCUAUAGCUCAGAUCAUUGUAACAGCCAUCCUGGGACUGGUUAUAGGUGCCAUUUUCUAUGACCUGAAACAUGAUCCUACAGGAAUCCAGAACAGAGCCGGGGUGCUCUUCUUCUUGACAACCAACCAAUGUUUCAGCAGUGUGUCAGCCGUGGAGCUCCUGGUGGUUGAGAAGAAGCUCUUCAUACAUGAAUAUAUCAGUGGAUACUACAGAGUGUCAUCUUAUUUCUUUGGAAAACUGUUGUCUGAUUUUCUACCCAUGAGGAUGUUGCCAAGCAUCAUAUUUACUUGUAUAACGUACUUCAUGUUAGGACUGAAACCAGUGGUGGAGGCCUUCUUCAUCAUGAUGUUUACCCUGAUGAUGGUGGCGUAUGCGGCCAGUUCUAUGGCACUGGCCAUAGCAGCAGGUCAGAGCGUGGUCUCCGUAGCAACACUUCUCAUGACCAUCUGUUUUGUGUUUAUGAUGAUAUUUUCGGGGCUGUUGGUGAAUCUCAGAACCAUUGCACCUUGGCUCUCGUGGCUUCAGUACUUCAGCAUUCCUCGAUAUGGCUAUACGGCUUUGCAGCACAAUGAAUUUCUGGGACUAAACUUCUGCCCAGGACUCAACGUAACAGCAAACAGUAGCUGUAGCUUUGCGACAUGUACUGGCGAAGAAUUUUUGGCAAACCAGGGCAUCGAUCUCUCACCUUGGGGCCUGUGGAAGAAUCACGUAGCCUUGGCUUGCAUGAUUGUUAUCUUCCUUACAAUUGCCUACCUAAAAUUGUUACUUCUUAAAAAAUUUUCUUAAAUUCCUCUUCGAUUUACACAAUUUACCCCACAUUAAAAAGGGAGCACCUUGACUUCAGUAUUCAGUGAA
Messenger RNA from Vicugna pacos (alpaca), 2672 nucleotides. The record is from RefSeq and is a predicted model, not a curated record. Lineage: Eukaryota; Metazoa; Chordata; Mammalia; Artiodactyla; Camelidae.